UUUUUUUUAACAUAUAUAUGUUGAUUAGGAGAAGAUCAUUAGUUAACACCUUGACAGAUAAAGGCGACAAUAUCUCAUCUUUCCUCUCACACCAUCAACAAAACCAAAUAAUGAUGAUGCAGAAGCCAACACUAGCAACAACCCUUUUCGCCGUUUUGCUCCUUAUCCCUUCUUCACUUGCUCUCAAGGAAGGACAAACAUGCGUAGCCGACAAGAACUGCGACUCGGGUUUGCAUUGCGAAACUUGCGUGGCCAAUGGAAACGUGCGACCACGUUGCACUCGGGUUCAACCAAUCAACCCCACUUCAAAGAUAAAAGGGUUGCCGUUUAAUCGGUAUUCAUGGCUGACGACGCAUAAUUCAUUUGCGAUUUUGGGUAAGAAAUCAAUGACGGGUUCUGUUAUUCUGUCUCCAACCAAUCAGCAGGACACGAUCACAAGCCAGCUUAAUAAUGGAGUACGAGGGUUGAUGCUUGACAUGUAUGAUUUCCAGAAUGAUAUUUGGCUGUGCCAUUCAUUUGGUGGCCAGUGCUACAACUACACAGCUUUUCAACCUGCCAUUAAUGUUCUCAAAGAGAUUCAAGUAUUUCUAGACGCAAACCCAUCAGAGAUUGUUACUAUUUUCAUUGAGGAUUAUGUUACAUCACCAAAAGGCCUAACAAAGGUGUUUGAUGCUGCUGGACUGAGAAAAUACUGGUUUCCAGUGUCUAGAAUGCCCAAAAAUGGUGGAAACUGGCCCACCGUUGAUGAUAUGGUCAAGAAGAAUCAACGUUUAGUAGUCUUCACUUCAAAAUCAUCUAAGGAAGCUUCUGAAGGGAUAGCCUAUGAGUGGCGAUAUUUAGUAGAAAACCAAUAUGGAAAUGGAGGCAUGAAAGCUGGUUCAUGCCCUAAUCGUGCAGAGUCACCAUCUAUGAACACAAAAUCAAGAUCAUUAGUUCUAGUGAAUUUCUUUAGAGAUCUUCCUGAUGUAACUAAAUCUUGCAAGGACAACUCAGCUCCUUUGCUUAGCAUGGUCAAUACAUGCUAUGAAGCAGCUGACAAACGAUGGCCUAAUUUCAUUGCUGUUGAUUUCUACAAGAGGAGCGAUGGAGGAGGAGCCCCUGAUGCAAUAGAUGUUGCUAAUGGUCAUCUAGUUUGUGGGUGUGAAAACUUGGCCUCAUGCAAGGCUAAUAUGACAUUUGGAGUGUGUCAGCUACCUGAGGCUGAAGCCACUCCUCCCCUUGCAGCAGCAGCACGUAACACUAGCUUUGGUAUUCGAAAUUGCAAGCCAGUUUAUUUGCUGUGGUCUUUAGCCACCACUGUUUUUGGGGCCUUGCUCGUGGCAUUUUGAACAGACAUUUCCCUUCAUAAAAUCUAAGUAGAAGAGAGUAGGAGAAAAGAAAGUGUGUGAAGAAACCAUUUUUGGGGGAUCACGCUGAAUGUGCGUGAACAUUUGGUGCAGUGCAAUGGUUUUUGUUAUUUUAUUUUAUUUUAUUUUAAUUUUGAAAGAGGAGCUUUGGAAGGUGUAGUUGUAAUUUUAUAGUCAUAGUGGGUAUGCAAAUGCAAUGGGCUCUCUGAACUUAAUAUUGUUAAGUUAUUAGUGUGCAUCAUGUGGUGAGGGUAUGGUAUCAUUGAUUUAACGUGCAUUCAAAAGAAAAAUAUAUAAGUGAAUUUGGGAGACUGUUUGUUCAUGA
This is a messenger RNA of Glycine soja, 1671 nucleotides long. Its product is annotated as PI-PLC X domain-containing protein At5g67130-like. The coding region runs from base 18 to 1328 and encodes 436 amino acids. The record is from RefSeq and is a predicted model, not a curated record. Lineage: Eukaryota; Viridiplantae; Streptophyta; Magnoliopsida; Fabales; Fabaceae. Gene Ontology annotation, biological process: lipid metabolic process. Gene Ontology annotation, molecular function: phosphoric diester hydrolase activity. The transcript is spliced from 10 exons.